This is a messenger RNA of Calypte anna (Anna's hummingbird), 1289 nucleotides long. RefSeq names its product ADP ribosylation factor like GTPase 1 (gene ARL1). Gene Ontology annotation, cellular component: Golgi apparatus; cytoplasm. NCBI's taxonomy places the organism in Eukaryota, Metazoa, Chordata, Aves, Apodiformes, Trochilidae. The record is from RefSeq and is a predicted model, not a curated record. The transcript has 6 exons. Gene Ontology annotation, molecular function: GTPase activity; GTP binding. The coding region runs from base 138 to 683 and encodes 181 amino acids. Gene Ontology annotation, biological process: vesicle-mediated transport; intracellular protein transport.
AGCGCUUCGUUUACUCUCCGCGCCGUUCGACGUGGAGCCUGCGGGCGGGCGGGCGGCAGCGGCGGAGCCAUCGCAGCCAUCGCAGCGGGACGGGCGGGGCGGCCGCGGGGCGGCGUGGCGUGGCGUAGCGGCUCGACAUGGGGGGCUUUUUCUCCACCAUCUUUUCCAGCUUGUUUGGAACUCGAGAGAUGAGGAUUCUCAUCUUGGGGCUGGAUGGAGCAGGAAAAACAACAAUUCUCUACAGGUUACAAGUUGGAGAAGUUGUUACCACCAUUCCCACCAUUGGCUUCAAUGUUGAGACAGUGACAUACAAGAAUCUGAAGUUUCAAGUUUGGGACUUGGGAGGACAGACAAGCAUAAGGCCAUACUGGAGGUGUUACUACUCCAACACUGAUGCAGUCAUUUACGUAGUGGACAGCUGUGAUCGAGACAGAAUUGGCACUUCCAAAUCAGAGCUUGUUGCUAUGCUAGAGGAAGAAGAGUUGAAGAAAGCCAUUUUGGUGGUGUUUGCUAAUAAGCAGGACAUGGAACAGGCCAUGACUCCCACAGAAAUGGCAAAUGCGCUUGGCUUGCCGGCUCUGAAGGACCGAAAGUGGCAGAUAUUCAAAACCUCUGCAACUAAAGGCACUGGGCUUGAUGAAGCAAUGGAAUGGCUGGUGGAGGCCUUGAAGAGCAGGCAGUGAUACAAAGCUGACCACUGUGAAGAUGUUCCUGCUAUACCCAACCCACCCCUCUUCCUGCAGUCAAGUAUUUUCAGUCCACAAAUACUUGUAAAUAGGACAGGUUUGAGUUUGACUCCUGUAAUGUGGAUGCCGCUCUUGAAUAAUUGUAAAACUGAACCAAAUGAAUGCCUGUGUACAUUAUGAGAAUCCACUUCUGUCUUUCUGUUUCAAGGAUGUACUUAUGUUAAUUUGUAUGAAAGUCUUACUGGCUGGGAAAGUGGUUUUUUGCUUCCCCCCCCCCUCCUUCCCACCUUGGGUGCUUUUUAAGUUUGAGUGGCUACAAUAUUCGUGUAAUUAAAACACUAAUCAAACCUGGAACCAUCGAAUAUGUUUAUAGAUGUGUUGCCCAUUAGAGGCUGCCUGCCUCCAGAACCAGGGGCAACUGCUGCCAGUGAAGCUGAACUGAAUUUAAAUAGCUUUGCUUAAGCUGGUGUUGUUCCAUUUCAGCAUCCUGCAGUGGAGAUACACUGAAGGUACAGCCACAGAGUUAAAUUGCACACCUCUAGCUGUUAACAAAACGUUUUUUUGGGAAGAAAAUAAAUGUCUUCUAUAGCCACCUCCUGCUAA